GCAGAUCAGCUGUUGGAAGGGCGGGUCGGUCACGUGAUCACGCCAGUCCCUUCAGACAGAAUGAAUCGGUGAGAGUCUCGCACGCCCUUGUGUUUCCUGCAUCUCUCUGUGUUUGUGGAUCUCAUGGCUGCUGUUUGGCAGCAGGUGCUGGCAGUGGACGCAAGGUACAAUGCUUACCGCACACCUACGUUCCCCCAGUUCCGCACGCAGUACAUCCGCCGGCGCAGCCAGCUGCUCCGCGAGAAUGCCAAGUGUGGCUUUGAGCCGGGGCUGCGCAGGCAGUAUCUGCGUCUGCGCAGUCAGUUGCUCGCCCUGCGUUACGGGCCUCUGUCAGAGCAGAGCAGCUUCAGAGCCAGCAGUGUGCGCAGUUCCCGCACCACACUGGAUCGCAUGGAGGUUAGGUGCAUUCAGAAACAGGGAAAAGGGUUCGAGAAAUUAACCACAUCUGAGCCAUUUGUCAGUCUUGGCUGUGGACUGUUGUUUUACAUUCCCAUUUUAACCCUUUACUAUUUUAUCUCCUCAGUUCCUCGAUUACAGUUUGCCAAUGAUGAUAAACACCUCCUUGCCUGCUGCUCAUUGGAUGGGACAUUGUCAAUCAUGACGUUGUCCCCGCCUCCACCAACUGUAAAGGUGACACUAAAGGGCCAUGCUGGUCCCGUGACUGACUUCGCCUGGUCGCUCAGCAAUGACAUCAUUGUGUCCACAUCAAAAGACGGCACUCUGCGUAUCUGGAACACAGAGGAUGGACGCUGCAUCCGAGAGGUGGCUGACCCAGAGGGCAGUGAGCUGCUGUGCUGCACUUUUCAGCCCAUGAACAACAACCUGACUGUGGUUGGCAACAGUAAACACCACCUGCAGGUGGUGAACAUCUCCACUGGGAAGAAAGUGAAAGGAGGCUCCAGUAAACUCACCGGUCGAGUGCUUUCUCUCUCGUUUGAUGCUCCGGGGAGAAUCCUGUGGGCUGGUGAUGACAGGGGAAGCAUUUUCUCCUUCCUCUUUGACAUGGCCACAGGAAAACUGACCAAAGCUAAGAGACUGGUGGUGAAUGAGGGCAGCCCUAUCUCUAGUAUCUCUGCCCGCUCAUGGAUCAGUCGAGAGGCACGGGAUCCGUCGCUGCUCGUCAACACCUGUGUCAACAAACUACUGCUGUACAGGGUCGUGGAUAAUGAGGGAACACUACAGCUGAAGAGGAGUUUCCCCAUUCAACACGGAUCCCAACCGCUGCACAGCAUCUUCUGUCCUCUCAUGUCCUUCAGACAGGGAGCCUGUGUUGUCACCGGCAGUGAGGAUGCGUGCGUCUACUUUUUCGACGUCGAGCGCAACACUAAGGCCAUUGUUAACAAGCUGCAGGGCCACAGCGGGCCCGUCCUGGACGUGAGCUUCAACUGCGACGAAAGCCUGCUGGCCUCCUCUGACGCCACUGGAAUGGUGAUCAUCUGGAGACGGGAGCAGAAGUAACCACGGCAACUCCAAGCUUUCGCUACCUUGGCAACAGCAUCUUCCGUGCAGGCUAGCUUGAAUCAUGUGCAAUGAA
Sinocyclocheilus rhinocerous is the source of this 1534-nucleotide messenger RNA. It is a transcript of the gene wdr13, whose product is annotated as WD repeat domain 13. Gene Ontology annotation, cellular component: nucleus. The transcript has 9 exons. The record is from RefSeq and is a predicted model, not a curated record. NCBI's taxonomy places the organism in Eukaryota, Metazoa, Chordata, Actinopteri, Cypriniformes, Cyprinidae. Bases 124 to 1458 code for a protein of 444 amino acids. Gene Ontology annotation, molecular function: protein binding; promoter-specific chromatin binding.